Adineta ricciae is the source of this 1020-nucleotide messenger RNA. The record is from the annotation of a GenBank genome assembly. NCBI's taxonomy places the organism in Eukaryota, Metazoa, Rotifera, Eurotatoria, Adinetida, Adinetidae.
AUGAAAUGUUUAGUGAUUAUCGGAAAAAAUAAUGAUUUGAUUAAGAAUACAGAUUGUCGUGAUGCAAAAACAUGGCCUUUCCUAUCCAGCUCAAUUUGGAAUACACCCAUUGGUAGUAAUGCAAGAUUUCAUGAUCCAGGCAUCUUUCGUUCGCCAUUUCCAUUACCAAAUAGUUUCUUUUCUGAUGAUGAUUAUUUUAUUGUUACUAAUAGUAAUGAUCCACUAACACCAUGGUUUAAUCAAGGUUGGUGGGGCAAUCCAGGAGCGAAUUUGAUAGUAACUGAAUUUGGUAAUAAUAAUGCUGCUGCACUACUACAACCAGAUAAUCACAGUAUAAUUAAUACACAACCAUUAUAUCGAUGUACACCUGGAUCACCAGUAUUGUCACUACUAAAAAGUGAUAUAUUGGGAAAAGAUGAUAUCAUAUCGGGUAAUGGCACAUGGGGUGCACAUGGUGGUAGUGGACUUUCUUCGAUUGGUGGAACUAUUCGAUUAGGUGAAUUGCUACCGAAUUCUUCACCAAUUCGACAUGCGCUCAAGCUACAAUUAUAUGCAAAACAGUAUUACUAUAAUCAACGACCUGGAUUUAUUUGGCCUGCAUUGAAUUGUGAUGGUUAUGCUUUCGAUCCAACAGAUCCAUAUCAUUACGGUGGUAAUGAUAUCUAUUUGUCACCCGGCUCUCUUCUUGCCAUUCCUUCUAAUAUCUCUGUCAAUGUCACAACUCUACCAGGCCAAAAAUUAUUAUUUGUAUUAAAAUAUUAUGGCGGAUAUUUAUGUGAUGAUACCUAUGCUAAUCGUGGCACAAUAAGUACAGAACAUGGUGUUACUGAUGAAUUUCAAAAUGUAUAUGGUUAUUCUUUUAAUUCUGGCUCAACAGGGCCUGGUGCUGCAUGGUACAACGAUCUGUUAGCACUAUUUCAAUCAUUACGAGUUGUUAUCAACAAUAGCAAUACAACAAUAGGUGGUGGAGGAACACCAUUACAACCACCGCCACCACCAAUUUGUCCUGUCAACAUAUGA